This is a messenger RNA of Salvelinus namaycush (lake trout), 1275 nucleotides long. Its product is annotated as transmembrane protein 134-like. The record is from RefSeq and is a predicted model, not a curated record. The transcript has 8 exons. NCBI's taxonomy places the organism in Eukaryota, Metazoa, Chordata, Actinopteri, Salmoniformes, Salmonidae. Bases 361 to 987 code for a protein of 208 amino acids.
UCCAUAUCAUUCUGCUUGAUCACACAUUCAUAUUCCCCCUCGUUGGCUACACUGACGGGAGAGAUUUCCAGAAAGAAGCCAUCCGGGGAGAGCUUGAGUUGCUCUGAGGAUUCUGGGUAGUCUGGAACCAGGGAGUCAUUGUAUUUCCAGGUGAUCUUAGCCCCAGCAAAGCUUUGUUGUUUUUGUCCAGGGAGACAUGGGAAGACCAGGGUGGAGCCAGGUACACCAAGCAGGACUCCAACGGAGGAAGAGAAAAGCUGGAUCGAGAGACAGAUGGACAACCAAACAAGAAGGUGGAGGCUGUAAGUGUAUAUCAACCAAAGCAGCAGCAAGGUGUGAGAGUACUGGCAACCGCCAGCUAUGGCAACGCAGUUCAGCAUCGAUGACGCGUUUGUGCUGGAGGGAGAGGACGAAGGGGUGACCGAUGGAGAGAAGGAAGGAUGGAAGGGCCGAGAGAAAGACAGAGAGGGGGGAGAGAUGACGUUCGGUACCCUGUCUUUUGCCAAACCCCAGACUCACCCGGCCUCCGCUGUGGCUGGCUCCCCCGACCACAGUAGCAGUCUGAAGUACCAGAAUCUGGAAAAUGAAGACGUCUUAGGCAGCAAUGGCAAUUCCUCUUUCAAUAACUUAUUCAAAAUCAGUGAUCCCGCUACUCUGUCUUACUGCAGCUCCCAGUGGUCGUUCAGCACCUUGAGUUCUGUCACCCAGCUCUCUGCACAGUGCUGCGGAUGGACGUCUCACCCUCUGGUGAAGAAGAACAGAAGAGUGGUCCUCGCUUCAUUCCUUCUCCUCGUCACUGGAGUCGCUCUCAUUUUCACUGGUGUCGUAAUACAAUUGAAUCCGGAUGCAGGGGUCUCAAGUGCCAUUUUCUUUGUCCCUGGAUUUCUUCUCUUCAUUCCUGGGGUGUACCAUGUGAUUUACAUCAGCUGUGCGGUUCGGGGAAGAAGAGGCUUCAAGUUCUUCUACUUGCCCUAUUUUGAAAAAUGACCUAUUGCACUACAACUUUUUUUUGGUCCAAUUUCCAGAAUCAUACUUUUUUCAAUUAUGUAACAGAAAUACAUUGUUCCAUGGAUGUUUUUUCUUAUUUUGUAAAACAUUUUUACCCUGUCUUUAUACUGACCACUACUACGGACUCAACCACUUUGUGCCUCAAUAAGCUUCCUGCACAUCCUGUAUGGAAGAGAAGGGAGUCUGAUUUGCCCUGUUUGUCAUGUCUCGUGAGUACAUAAUGACUGUGAAACUACAAUAAAAAAAUUUUUUUUUUUUGGUAUAUUA